AUGGCCGAAAAAAAAGUCUGGAACUUUGGUGCUGGUCCGGCCAUGAUACCUUCGUCUGUGCUGCUUCGUGCACAAGCAGAGUUCACAAACUACAAUAACCUAGGAAUGUCAAUUUUGGAAUUAUCCCACCGCUCCAAAGAGUUCGAAAACCUUCUCAAUAAAACUAAAAACGAUUUUCGAACACUGCUUAAAAUCCCCAAGAACUACGAAAUUUUAUUUAUGCAAGGUGGAGGACACACGCAAUUUUCAGCGGUCGUGUAUAACUUGCUUGCGGCAAAACGAGCAAAAUUGGGUGAUAACAUUAACGAUAAUGAUUUUAAUCCACCCAUAGACUAUUUGGUAACUGGAUCAUGGUCAGCCAAAGCAGUCCAGGAAGCAAAACGAAUACAUGGAAAUGUAAAUAUAGUUUUUGAUGUGAAGAAAUUAAAAGGUGUUUAUGGCUCAAUUCCACCCACUUCCGAAUGGAAACUGAGUGGACCUAGUGCUGCUUACGUAUAUUACUGCGAUAAUGAGACAGUGAAUGGAGUUGAAUUUCCGUAUAUACCCGAAAUCGAUUCUUCUGUACCGCUUGUUUGCGAUAUGUCCUCAAACAUGUUAUCACGUCGCGUGGAUAUAAGCAAAUUUGGCGUAAUUUACGCGGGCGCACAAAAAAAUAUAGGUCCAGCUGGAGUGACAUUGGUCAUAGUGCGCGAGGAUUUAUUAACACCUGCAGGGUCUUUGGACCAGCAGCGUCACAAUGUUCCCAUAAUACCCACCAUGUUAAACUACCAAACGAUGGCUGACAACAAUUCACUAUACAAUACACCACCAAUGUUUUCUAUAUAUAUGGCGGAUUUGGUUUUCGAGUGGUUAUUGGAGCUGGGUGGAGUGGAAGCCAUUCAGGCUAUAAACGCCGCAAAAGCGCGAGCACUUUACGACGUGAUUGAGCAAUCGAAAAUUUAUCGGUCGCCUGUAGAUAGGUUGGUGCGCUCACGAAUGAACGUGCCGUUUAGAAUUGAUCCACCGGAGUUGGAAAAGGAGUUUGUAAACGGCGCGGACGAGUUGAACAUGUAUCAACUGAAAGGACAUCGGAGUGUAGGUGGGAUUAGGGCGAGUAUAUAUAACGCUAUGCCUUUAGAAGGUGUAGAAGCGUUAAUUAAAUAUAUGAAAGAAUUUGAGAAAAAGCAUUCGGCAUGA
Ambispora gerdemannii is the source of this 1176-nucleotide messenger RNA. Lineage: Eukaryota; Fungi; Glomeromycota; Glomeromycetes; Archaeosporales; Ambisporaceae. The record is from the annotation of a GenBank genome assembly.